Messenger RNA from Wyeomyia smithii (pitcher-plant mosquito), 2388 nucleotides. RefSeq lists its product as uncharacterized. The record is from RefSeq and is a predicted model, not a curated record. The transcript has a single exon. Gene Ontology annotation, biological process: DNA integration. Gene Ontology annotation, molecular function: nucleic acid binding. NCBI's taxonomy places the organism in Eukaryota, Metazoa, Arthropoda, Insecta, Diptera, Culicidae. Bases 1 to 2388 code for a protein of 795 amino acids.
AUGUAUCGGCAAGUAUUGGUACAUCCCGAUGAUACUUCUUUGCAGCGUUUUCUGUGGCGUUUCUCAGCUGAUGAUCCCAUUCAGAUCUACGAGCUUCUGACGGUCACCUACGGGCUCACUCCUUCCUCGUUCCUCGCCACUCGUACGCUUCAGCAGUUAGCGGAUGACGAAGGAGAGCCGUACCCAUUCGGCAGUAAAGCCUUGCGUAAGAAUUUUUAUGUAGACGACUUCAUCGGUGGUGCGCAGACGGUCGAAGAAGCCAGCAAGCUUCGUACAGAGCUAAGCGAGUUGUUGGCAAAGGGUGGAUUCGAUCUGCGAAAAUGGACGUCGAACCGGCUCGAAGUGCUGAAAGGAUUGCGAGAGGAUCAAAUAGGCACGCAGUCUACGAUAGAAUUCGCUCCCCACGAAACUAUCAAAGCGUUAGGCAUCAAUUGGAAACCGAACGAGGAUUUUAUGCGUUUUGAUUCCCAGGUACCGCCCAGCGAUCACGUUUUAACGAAACGGUCCAUUUUGUCUACGAUUGCUAAGCUUUUCGAUCCUUUGGGUCUUAUUGCUCCCGUUGUAGUGAGGGCAAAAAUUGUUAUGCAGGAACUAUGGCUGCUGUCAUGUGGUUGGGAUGAUCCGGUCCCCGAUAAUCUACAGAAAAGAUGGGAAAAAUACAAACAGGAGCUGCCCAAAAUUUCUGCCUAUCGCAUUGCCCGUUAUGCCCUUCUACCUAAUUCUACAGUGCAGCUACACACCUUCGCUGAUGCCUCCGAAUCUGCUUACGGUGCGUGCACAUACGCCCGCUGCGAAGAUCCACAGGGGAUCGUACGGAUACAGCUUCUUGCCUCUAAGUCCCGAGUCGCUCCGCUGAAGCGGUUAACUAUCGCCCGUCUUGAGCUGUGCGCUGCGGUUCUGGCUGCGCAUCUGCAUCACAGGAUAAAGCGUGCGAUUGACAUCGGUAUUUGUUCGUCAUAUUUUUGGUCCGAUUCAUCCGUCACUCUCGAAUGGCUUCGAUCGCCACCGAAUCGCUGGCAAACGUUUGUUGGAAAUCACGUUUCAGAGGUUCAGCAUUUCACGCAUGGCUAUCGCUGGAACCAUAUAGCAGGCACCGAAAACCCGGCCGAUCUUGUCUCGCGCGGAAUGUCCGUAGAAGAGUUCCUGAACAGUGCGCUGUGGAGUCAGGGUCCAAGCUGGCUAACAUUACCGUGUAAAAGCUGGCCUAUCUCGAACCCAGAUAAUGUUUCCGAGGAUAUUCUCGAAAUCCGACAGGUCGUCGCAGCAGUUAAUUCGACCUCAACGGUCAACCCGCUCUUUCUUCGAUGCUCGUCGUAUACUCGCUUGCUGCAUGUUGUUGGAUAUUGCCUUCGCUUCAUUUUGAAUAACCGUGCCAAGACUAGAACACAGCCUCUCCCAAGCCCGAAUCCAGUGCAGCGCUACCUUUCAGUGGAACAGCUUGCCCAAACCAGAAACGUGUUGAUUCAGCUAGCCCAAAGCGACGGCUUCCCCGCUGAGCUGAAGGACUUAAGAGAAGGAAAGUCAGUAGAUAAGCGCUCCAAAAUACGCCGGCUUAAUCCAUUCCUAGACCCAGAGGGGGUAUUGAGGGUUGGAGGGCGACUCAACUUAUCUCAACUGCCCUAUCAAGCGAAACAUCCUGCCUUACUUCCCAGCUUUCAUCCUUUCUCCCUGCUAAUUGCCCAACAUUAUCAUCACCAAAUGUUUCACGCCGGAGGACGGCUUCUACUAAGUGCCAUUCGCGAAGAAUUUUGGCCGCUGCAAGGCCGCAAGCUCGCUCACAACACAGUUCGUCGAUGCUUCCGCUGCACUCUGCAUUUAUCAACGCCAGGUUUCCUGCUAGCAUUAAGGCGAUUUAUUGGUCGACGCGGUCGCCCUGCCCACAUUCACUCAGACAACGGCAAAAAUUUUGAAGGAGCCAAGAACGACUUGAACGAGCUUUUUGCCAUGCUGCGAAAAAGUGAGGAGAAUGAAAAAAUUGCUUCAACGUGCGCUGCAGAAGGAAUCACAUGGCAUCUAACACCACCAAAAGCACCGCACUUCGGUGGUCUCUGGGAGGCGGCCGUGAAAGUGGCCAAGAAGCAUUUGUACCGUCAACUCGGUUCAUCUCGUGUGUCGUUCGAAGAUUUGUCCACUAUUCUGGCCCAAAUUGAAGCGCUGAUGAAUUCUCGACCCCUGCUUCCAAUGUCAGAUGACCCAAACGAUUUGGCUGCGCUCACGCCCGCUCAUUUCCUGAUCGGUUCCAGGAUGCUGGCCCUGCCCGACCCAGAUCAUCAACAUAUUCCUGUAAAUCGGCUGGACCACUUUCAAAAAUUGCAGUUGCACGUCCAGAAAUUUGGAGUCACUGGCGCACCGAAUAUCUGCAAGAACUGCAAAAGGACACCACGAUGA